This is a messenger RNA of Penicillium canariense, 1044 nucleotides long. RefSeq lists its product as uncharacterized. The transcript is spliced from 4 exons. The coding region runs from base 1 to 1044 and encodes 347 amino acids. The record is from RefSeq and is a predicted model, not a curated record. NCBI's taxonomy places the organism in Eukaryota, Fungi, Ascomycota, Eurotiomycetes, Eurotiales, Aspergillaceae.
AUGCUCUCCCACGACCAGAUAGUGAUCCUGAACCUGGCCUGGGUUUUGGGAUCUGCAACUAUUCUCAUAAUGGUUUUGCGCUUGCUCAUGCGCAAACUGAGGAAACAACGGCUGAUUCUAGGUGACUAUCUUACCAUGUUGGCCAUCUUAUGUGUGCUGGCUCGAUCGACAUUCGCUACUGUUGUAACCUUAUGGGGAAAUAAUAACUAUACGGAAACUGAUCAACAUUUCACCGCAACGGAAAUUCACCAGCGUGAAGUCGGAAGCAAGUUGACCCUUGCAAAUCGAAUGCUGUAUAACACGUAUCUUUGGAUUCAGAAAUCAGUUAUUCUGCUCCUGUAUAACAGAAUAUUCUCUUGUCUACCUUUCGCUGCGCGAAUCAUCAAGGUCUUCUGGGUUGUGCUCUUCGUGACCUUCUGUGUUGUGCAAGCUACGAGCUUUGUCGACUGCCGCCCUGUGCGGCUCUACUGGCAGAUUCUGAUUUCAUUCAUUGCCUCUAAUGACCUAUGGGAUCAGAAUCUGACAGAGGCAAAUAUAGGAGAUUGUACAGACGCCACUAUCCAGCUAUUUACCUUUGUCUCUCUCAACAUAGCGACCGAUGGAAUGCUCUUGAUCUUCCCUCUACCACUUAUUUUCAACCUCAGGCAGUGUCCUUUGAAAACUCGGCUCCAGUUACUCGGGCUUUUCUCCCUAGGCAUUCUCUUGACCAUCAUCGCUGUUCUGAGGCUUCCUGUAUAUGAGAAUGGCACCUCGCAACUCCGUCGCUAUAUAUGGGGCUCUAUCGAGCAAUUUUGCGCGGCUUUAGUGGCCAACCUGCCAACUUUGUAUAGCCUUCGCAGACGGAAAAUUCUUGGGCCUAUUUCUACGCCCCACAGCUCUUUCAGCAAUGCACUGGUCAACAGAUCGAGCGGGAGUAGGCGAACACCAGAAGAAGAGCUGCUCGAUUGGCCAGAUUUUGUGGAAUCCAGGCGAGGAUCGUGCCGGGACGAUAUCGUUACAGAAGAGUCAUCCAAUCGAACCGAUGAAGGCGAUCGCAACGUCUGA